This is a messenger RNA of Brenthis ino (lesser marbled fritillary), 1167 nucleotides long. The record is from the annotation of a GenBank genome assembly. NCBI's taxonomy places the organism in Eukaryota, Metazoa, Arthropoda, Insecta, Lepidoptera, Nymphalidae.
AUGACUAAGGCUUACAAGAAGAGGGGACUUUUUCAAAACGGAGUCCAGAGUACUCUCAUGUCCGAUUCGCAAGCAAUAGGCCAAGAGGCCAUGAUAGAUACGCGUAGACCGUAUUUUUAUCCCGAUAGCAGUAGUGACACCGAGGAGUAUAAAAGAGACGUGGAAGAACGUAAUAAACGUCUGUCCAAACGUAACGGUCAGAAUAUAAGAAGAAUUCCAUCUAACAUGCCAUCAACAUCCAGCCAAGACCCUGUGAAGAAGGAAGGAAAGAUGCAAAGGAAUCAACUCUGCCAAGAUAAAAUUACUCUUGUAGUGGAUGACACAAGAUUUGUUGUGGAUCCUGCUCAAUUCACAGCUCAUCCUAACACCAUGCUUGGACGGAUGUUUAGUUCUGGUAUAGAAUUCACACAUCCCAAUGAGAGGGGUGAAUAUGAAGUGGCAGAAGGUAUAUCAGCCACAGUGUUCCGGGCAAUUCUGGAGUAUUACAGGGGCGGUACCAUUAGAUGUCCACCGACUGUAUCUGUGCAAGAGUUGAGGGAAGCAUGUGACUAUCUGCUUGUCCCCUUUGAUGCUAACACUGUGAGAUGUCAGAAUCUACGUGGGCUUCUCCAUGAACUGUCGAACGAGGGCGCUCGUCGUCAAUUCGAAAGCUUUCUUGAGCGUCUCAUUCUACCUUUAAUGGUGGAGUCAGCUCAGCGAGGAGAUAGGGAGUGUCAUGUCGUGGUACUCCUGGAUGAUGACUCAGUGGAGUGGGACCCGGAGUACCCACCACAAAUGGGUGACGAAUACAGCCAAACCGUUCUUUCCACGCCAUUGUAUAGGUUCUUUAAGUACAUUGAAAACAGAGACGUUGCCAAGCAAGUUAUGAAGGAUCGGGGCCUCAAGAAAAUCCGACUGGGUGUGGAAGGUUAUCCAACAUACAAGGAGAAAGUUCGAGAACGUCCCGGGGGUAGAGCCGAAGUCAUAUACAACUACGUUCAAAGACCUUUCAUCCACAUGUCCUGGGAAAAGGAAGAGGCUAAAAGUCGGCAUGUGGACUUUCAGUGCUUCAAAUCCAAAUCUGUCACUAACUUGGCUGAGGCUACAGCAGAUCCGGUCAUCGAAUUGGAGAUAAGAGCUCGUGAGGACGUCGAGGUCCAGGACCCUGGAGACCAGGAGGAGGAGCAG